AUGAUCGGUGCGACGAGGCGCUGGUUCCAGCGCAAUCGCAAAGGUCUUGCAAUCGGGGCUGGGGUGAUAGGAGCUGGCUACUUAGCCGGACAAUAUGUGCUGUCCAAGAUCUCCGAGGCACGCGAGCGCAUGAGCAGCGAUCGGAUUGCUCGCGAAAACCUACGCCGACGAUUCGAACAAAACCAAACCGAUUGCACAUAUACAGUCCUCGCCUUGUUGCCGACUGCCGCCGAGAAUAUCAUCGAUGCCCUCCCGGUUGAGGAGUUGACCAAGGAGCUUCAGCAGAAGCGAGCGGAGAGUCUGCCGGACGAUGAUCGAAGAAGCCUCUCCAGUUUCCAGAGCGAGGGAUAUGUGCACGCAAGCCAGGUCGGCGACUCUUCUGUGAACUCGGACGGACAACCUCGGCCCAAACGGAACAAGACGCAGCUGUGGAAUGAGGUGAAGAUUACCUCGGUCACUCGGUCUUUUACUAUGAUCUACACUCUCUCCUUGCUCACUAUCUUCACACAUAUUCAACUCAACCUGCUCGGCCGUCGGAACUAUCUGUCCAGCGUGAUCUCACUUGCUACACCACCUGCCAAUGCCUCGACAAUCAGACUUGAAGACCACGAUGAUGAACUCACUCAAACAUUGGGCGAUGACUUCGAGACCAACCGACGUUACCUCGCCUUCAGUUGGUGGCUGCUUCACCGCGGGUGGAAGGACCUGAUGGGAAGAGUGCAAGCCGCCGUAGAGGAAGUAUUUGGACCUUUGAAUCCGCGUGAGGAUAUCAGUUUGGCCAAGCUCUCUGAGCUGACCUUGCAAAUCCGAAAGAAGGUGGAAGGCAGCACCGAGGACGAGCGACGAUCUCAAAAAUGGCUUUCAUGCCUGCUCCCCCCUGCGGAGGAAGAGGAACACGUCUUACAGGAGUCGGGCGUGGAAGGCGUAGCUGACCCUUCCUCUUCCCAGACAGCAUCGAAGCUUCGACACCUCCUAGAUGAGACAGCGGAUUUGAUCGACUCUCCCUCUUUCUCCCUCGUGCUCACACUUCUUAACAACGAGGGAUUCUCAACCCUCAUUGACCAAAGAUGCGCCGCUGACGCCUUCAAGGCGCCCACCUCCGCCCCGGAGGCUCACUUGCAAUCCUUCGAUUCAGUUGCCACUGUUGUGCCCUUGGCUGCCAACUCCGAGCGCAAGACAAAGCUUGCCAACCUCCUGGCUGUCAUGACUCGACAGGCACACGUGAUCGGUAAUGGCGCCCAUCCACCAAAUGAAUAUCUGGUCGCCAUGGACCAGAACGUGCGUGAACUUGAAGCCUUCUCUGCCGUGGUCUAUAGUUCGAACUUUGACCUCGAGCUUCUUGGUGCCAAUAACAAAGCGGUGCCGACUAGGGAGACGGAUCUGGUCGAUACUGAAGCUGCUUCAUCGUCUUUCUCCCAGGUGAUAGUUGAGAAGGAAGUUGACGCUGACUUAAAGGAGGAGGAGGAGGAGAUCAUCGAACCACAAUCACGCGGUGUUGUUCCUAGUGCCAUGCCCGAGGAAUCAGCCUUCAAUGAGCCUGGGCCUGAGGCUUUGGCGGACCCGGCCUUUGAAGAGGCCUGGGGCAAGGCCACGGAUGAUGGGAACGCCUCAUCAUCUGAAGAAAAGCAGCCAACACAGUUAAGGCAAUGA
This is a messenger RNA of Penicillium mononematosum, 1650 nucleotides long. RefSeq names its product peroxisomal biogenesis factor 3. Gene Ontology annotation, molecular function: protein-macromolecule adaptor activity. The record is from RefSeq and is a predicted model, not a curated record. Bases 1 to 1650 code for a protein of 549 amino acids. NCBI's taxonomy places the organism in Eukaryota, Fungi, Ascomycota, Eurotiomycetes, Eurotiales, Aspergillaceae. The transcript is spliced from 4 exons. Gene Ontology annotation, biological process: protein import into peroxisome membrane. Gene Ontology annotation, cellular component: peroxisomal membrane.